Dacryopinax primogenitus is the source of this 1224-nucleotide messenger RNA. Its product is annotated as MFS-1. Gene Ontology annotation, molecular function: transmembrane transporter activity. The transcript has 3 exons. Gene Ontology annotation, biological process: transmembrane transport. Lineage: Eukaryota; Fungi; Basidiomycota; Dacrymycetes; Dacrymycetales; Dacrymycetaceae. The record is from RefSeq and is a predicted model, not a curated record. The coding region runs from base 1 to 1224 and encodes 407 amino acids.
AUGGCGCAAAUAUUCGGUCGCCAAUCCUCGGUUCUUACCUUCAUCUUCCUCUUCGCUGUCGGCAGCGCCGUUUCAGGUUCUGCCCAAAACAUGACAGCUAUGAUCGCUGGUCGUACCGUGCAAGGAUUGGGCGCCGGCGGGAUUCUAUCAAUGUCAGAAAUCGUCGUUUCUGAUUUGGUGCCUUUGCGCGAGCGGGGUAUGUACCAAGGCAUUAUCAACUCCGUGUGGGCCCUGGCAGGUGUCACAGGGCCUCCUAUUGCUGGCGGGUUUGCUGGCGCAGGACAGUGGAGAUGGCUGUUCUAUAUCAACCUCCCUCUGUGUGGUGUCGCUUUUGGCUUGACGUUCUUCUUUCUGAAGUUGAAGCGGCCUCCUGGUUCGGUGCGGGAGAAGUUGGGUAGAAUUGACUGGAUCGGCAAUGGCAUCAUCAUCAUCGCCUCGACAAUCGUUACCCUGGCACUGGUGGAAGGUGGCAUCAUCCAUCCUUGGAACUCCUUCCAAAUCCUCGUUCCCCUCGUUAUCGGAAUAGUCGGCAUCGGCCUUUUCCUAGUGUAUGAAAACUUUUGGGUGAUCGGCGAGCCGAUGGUUCCAUUCGACAUCCUCUCCAAUCGCACCUCCCUCAGUGGUUAUGCUGCCAAAUCUCAGCAUCCAGCUCUUUCCGUCAGCUUUCACGUCAGCCCCCUUCUCAUCACCGCCAUAACCGUCUCUGCGACGAACCACUAUGUGACCCAGAACGUUACAUCAUGGGCACUCAUCAUGAUCGGGGCGGGGCUCAUGACGACCUUCACAAAGGAUAGCUCGACCGCCACCUGGGUGGGAUAUCAGAUCAUCACCGCCAUUGGUAUCGGUGGACUCUAUGCUGCGACGACUUUCCCCGUACUUGCCCCAUUAUCAAUCACGAAGAAUGCACACGCGCUCGCGUUCUAUAUCUUCCUGCGAACAUUUGCCCAGACAUUUGGUGUGUCGAUUGGCGCCACAGUCCUGCAAAAUGAGCUUAUCCGAAAUCUUCCGUCUGCCUUCUUCUCCCUCUUCCCAGCGGACGCCAAUAUCGCUUAUGCCGCGAUCCUUCAAAUUCCGAGUCUGCCAGAGCCACUGCAAGAUGAAGUCCGCGUGGCUUUCGCAACAAGUCUAUCGACCCUCUGGAAAGUCACCCUCGGCCUUGCGGGAGGGGGGGCCGACAACGACAUUCUUCAUGAAACAGAUUGCUUUGCAUCUGGAGACAGAUGA